AUGUAUUUAAUAUGAUGUAUGGGGAAUUUAGAAUGCAAAGAAGCAAAAUAAGCACUUUAAGCAGAAAAUGCGAAGCGGUGGGGGAAAAUGUUGAGCUAAAAGCAUUUUCUCAAUCACAUGAUAUUUAACGUUCAAGAUGUCGUCGGACCUGUCGUGUGCAGGUUCUGUUCCCCCUUUGUAUAGAGAAAUUUACGAUAUCAUAGCUCCAAGUCAAGAGCGGGUCGACAGAGAGCUUUUCCUCAGUAUUUUCGCGAAAUCCAAUCUUCCAAACGAAACAAUCACACAGAUUUGGGAUGCUGUUGAUAUAAAAACAGGAUUUUUAUCUCGAAGUGGGAUUUAUAAAGCUCUAGCACUGACUGCUUUUGCUCAGCAUGGUAAACCAGUUAGUGAUAAAUUAUUGGAAACUUUCUCUGGACAGGAACUACCUAAACCUACACUCGGUGAUUUAAGUGAUUUGAAAGCUUUCUGCAUUCAUUUAAGACGAGACAUGUCUCCCACAAUUCUUAAUUAUACGUACUCUGAGUUGUACGACCUCGAAAACAUUAAAGUGGAACUGGUGCCUGAAAAGAAAGGUUUAAUAUUAAAACAUGUUGAAUAUGAAAUCACAAGCCAGAAAUUUCACAGUACAGUUCUACGUCGAUACAAUGAUUUCUUAGUAAUCAACGAAAUGUUAAUGAUGCGGUUUCCUUACCGAAUGAUCCCCAGGUUACCUCCAAAGAAAAUGAUGGGCGCCAAUCGUGAAUUCAUUGAGCAUCGCAGGAAGUCAUUACGUCGCUACCUUAACAUUAUUGGCCGACAUCCUCGUAUGCAUAAUGAUAAGUUAUUUGAAUGUUUUCUUACAUUUGUUGGUUCGGAUGUUCAGACAAAACUCCGGGAACAGUUUCGUGGAAUUCCUGAUGAAUUCAUGACCAGUAAUUUGGCUGACAAAGCCAAGGAUCUGGUUCCCAGGGACACCCAAAGUCAGUUAGCAAACAGUAAAGAACACAUAAAAGCUUUAUAUAACAGUGUAACGAAAUUAAAAGAUAUUUCUGAACGACUUGUCAGCCAGUCUACAGCUUACGCUAGUGAUAUGCUCCAGUUUGGGAAAGAAUUAAGGACAAUUGGUACGGACACAACCUGUCUAACAACAUGGACCACAGGUACAAGUUCAUCGUGGCCAAAGCUGAAAUGUGUCUUUAAGAAUCUUUCCCUUGAAUUUGCUGCUGUUGCUGACAAAAGUACUCAAGAGGCUGCUGAUGAGGAGGAAAUGGUUGUGGAACAUCUGGCAAUAUUUCUGGAUAUUUUAACAGCAUACAGAGACUUGUGUGACCGUCAUGAGAAAGGUGUACUGCAUGACCACCAGAGAGCACUUCAAAAGAUGGGACAAUAUAAAAAGAGAAUGAUGUCUGCAACUGUAGGCACGACUGAGAGUGGUCCUGUCGAACAGUUAGAACAAAAGAUAUUACAACAAGAAAGUCAGAUAGCCAACAUGGAAAACCGUAAUUACUAUUCCCUCCAUUGUCUCCAAAUGGAGACCCAGCUGGUCCAUGCCUACCUUGACAUACUAAUUGAGAUUGUCACCUCUUUAGUUGAUGUCCAGAGUGAAGCUCACACUGAGCUAUCCAAAGUAUGGUGUGGACUUCGCCCACUUCUAGAAAGUUCAUUCAAGGACUUCUCCUUACCAAACUCUCCUCGAAGUACUUCUCCUAUUGGCUCACCCAUCAUUAAUCACACCAGUGGGUGAAAGACAGAAUUUCUUCUGGUACCUUCCUUCCACCCCUGUCUACCCCUCCCUAUGCACAGUUGCAGACAUAUCCAAGCAUUCUACUGGAGGAAUAUUUUUUGAAGAUGGCAAUUAUCAGGCAGUGUUAGCAAUUCUCCAGUUCUGUACAAAGAGUUCGACUGGAAUGUCGAGCAAUCAGGUGUGAAAAUUCUCCCCCCUCCAACCUGUCAUCAUGAGUUUUAAAACUAUUUAAGUCAGACGAGGCAUACAAUAAUAAUAGUUUACACCAGAGAAAAGGCUAGUUUGUUUGUUUUAUUUGCCCCCACCCUUGUGAUGCGAACAAUUUUUCCAAAUAUGAAACAUAAAAUUUCAUGAUUCUUUAUACUUUUGCAGAGUUUAUUAUUCUAGGGUUUUGAAAUGGAUGAGAGA
This is a messenger RNA of Octopus sinensis (East Asian common octopus), 2131 nucleotides long. RefSeq names its product sorting nexin-8. The transcript has 14 exons. Bases 137 to 1723 code for a protein of 528 amino acids. Gene Ontology annotation, molecular function: phosphatidylinositol binding. Lineage: Eukaryota; Metazoa; Mollusca; Cephalopoda; Octopoda; Octopodidae. The record is from RefSeq and is a predicted model, not a curated record. Gene Ontology annotation, biological process: retrograde transport, endosome to Golgi.